CAGGCUGUUGAAAAUUGUGUCGCUGAUCGCGCGGUGCUGCCGCUAAAGAAUUCUUUAGGUGGCAGCAUACGUCGAAACUACGACCUUCUGCUUCGCCAUAAUAAGCUGCACAUUGUUGGCGAGGUGCGGCUCGCGGUUCGCCACUGCUUGUUGGCCAACCGUGGUGUCAAGAUUGAGAACCUACGGAGCGCCAUGGGCCAUCCUCAAGCCCUUGCGCAAUGUGAGCAAACACUGACGAAGUUAGGCAUCGAUCAUAGAGAAGCUGUUGAUGAUACAGCCGGCGCGGCCAAGUAUAUUGCAGAACAAAAACUCCAAGACACUGGUGCAGUUGCUAGUUCGUUAGCUGCUCAACUUUAUGGACUUGAUAUUCUUGCAGAAAAUAUCCAGGAUGACACAGAUAACGUAACCCGUUUCAUGAUGCUGGCUAGAGAACCCAUUAUUGCUCGCACUGAUAAGCCAUUCAAGACCAGUAUAGUGUUCUCACUAGAAGAAGGGCCUGGACAACUCUUCAAGGCGCUCGCAGUGUUUGCUGCUCUCAGAAAAAUUAAUCUCACCAAGAUGGAAAGUCGUCCACACAACAAAAGACCUCUACGUGUAGCUGAUGAUAAUUGUUCCACACCACUGAAGCACUUCGAUUACCUUUUCUAUGUAGAUUUCGAGGCGUCAAUGGCUGAUCCAAAUGCUCAGAAUGCUCUGAGUAACUUAAAGCAAGAGUUUGCUACAUUCCUGAGAGUUCUUUGAAGCUACCCUACUGAUGUUAGUGAAACAUGAAUUUUCUGGCACCUGCUUCAUACGAUGUGCUUUUGAGUUUGUUGUCAAUAUUUGGCUCCGGAAGAGCAGCAUUUUUUCAACGAGGAAGAGUUGCCAUUUUGUAACUCCACGAUUCGUUUCUGUCCACAUUAAAUCUUCAUGGGGGUAAUCCAAGUAAUGACAUGGGUGAUGCCGUGAUGGAAUAGAAAUUUCCAUGUCUUACAACCAGAGUCCUGAGAUGAAUUCAGGAGGACCAUUUGCAGUUAACGUCAUGGACAUUGUUCCGCAAUGCAAACCGAGUAUAUAAUCUAGGUUUUCGGCACUCAGAUACAUCCAGAGGUCUUUCAUAUCCAAGCAUGAUUUGAAUAAUCUAUUGCAGCUCCCUGGUCACCUUAUGGUCCCUAUGAAUCUCCUGCAGUCGCUCGUUGGCCACACUUCACAUGGUGAAGAAAAAGUCUUUCAGCACAAAGAAAAGAUUAUCAACUUCAGUAAGGAAAUAAACCGUAAUAUAGUAUCCAUUCAAGAGAAUACCAUGAAAUACAUUGGUGAUGGAAUACCAAUUGGUAUGUCUUAUGGUGGGUCUCCUGUGACCAAUACAGCUGGAACAGAUGCAGGAAUGGUGAACAAUGAUAUGAUUGUAAUGCGUGGAACUAUAUCUGAUCAGAAUAGUUUUGAAAAGAGGAACAGGAAAAAGCGUGCUGCAAAAGCAACAACACAUGAGAGGAACAUGCCAGAGUUGGUUAUAGAUCAUUUCAUUGAAGCCUUCAACAAUAAGCAUCUCAGGGUCAACAGAUUCAAGAAACCAAACCAGUAAGUAAAAUCUCCCUGAUUUGGUCAAGUAUGAAUAUUGUUUUUAAAAUGAUAUGUAAUUUCAAGAUUACUUCCUUUUCUUCUUUUUUUCAUAAUGCUUGCUGAUACGUCUCCAACGUAUCUAUAAUUUCUGAUGUUCCAUGCUAGUUAUAUGACAAUACCUACAUGUUUUGCUCACACUUUAUAAUGUUUUUAUGCAUUUUUCGGAACUAACCUAUUAACAAGAUGCCGAAGUGCCGGCUC
Molecule: messenger RNA, 1803 nt
Organism: Lolium perenne
Lineage: Eukaryota; Viridiplantae; Streptophyta; Magnoliopsida; Poales; Poaceae
Product: arogenate dehydratase 2-like
Biological process (GO): L-phenylalanine biosynthetic process
Cellular component (GO): chloroplast; cytoplasm
Molecular function (GO): prephenate dehydratase activity; arogenate dehydratase activity
Source: RefSeq, a predicted model, not a curated record